Labeo rohita (rohu) is the source of this 469-nucleotide messenger RNA. RefSeq names its product trypsin inhibitor ClTI-1. Gene Ontology annotation, molecular function: protein binding; serine-type endopeptidase inhibitor activity. The transcript is spliced from 4 exons. Lineage: Eukaryota; Metazoa; Chordata; Actinopteri; Cypriniformes; Cyprinidae. The coding region runs from base 81 to 314 and encodes 77 amino acids. The record is from RefSeq and is a predicted model, not a curated record.
GCAAAACUGCUUUAAAAGGAACUCAGCACACCAAAGAGUGAUUGAUUACACAGUCAACACAUCGGUGUAUACAAGCAAACAUGUUGGGACGUAUUGUUUUGGUACUCUGCUUGGCAGCUUUGGUAGGAGCUGCUGUCAUCCCUGGUGGCCCUAUAGAGCCAAAAUGCUAUAAGUACAAACUGCCCAAAUGUCCCCUUAAUUACAAGCCUGUGUGUGGUACUGAUGGAGUCACAUACCCCAACGAAUGCAUGCUGUGUAUUAGAAAUAUGGAAGACAACGUCAACACGUUAAUCUCCAAGAGGGGUGAAUGCUGAGAUGGAUCCACUCUUUUAUGCUCUGUAGAUGUAACAUGAAGGCUGGAACCACAUGCUGCUUGUCUUAAGAUAAUGGUGUUUGUCUUAAGAUAAAGUGUUUUUCCCCUGUUGUGUGUCAUGUUUAAAACAUUUGAAUUCUUUAAUAAAAACUUGCA